This is a messenger RNA of Drosophila ananassae, 861 nucleotides long. RefSeq names its product mitochondrial import inner membrane translocase subunit Tim8. Bases 147 to 416 code for a protein of 89 amino acids. The record is from RefSeq and is a predicted model, not a curated record. Lineage: Eukaryota; Metazoa; Arthropoda; Insecta; Diptera; Drosophilidae. The transcript is spliced from 2 exons.
CCCUAUCGUCCGGCUCACAUCUGUCACUGCCUCUCGUCUUUAUAUAACCUUAAAACCAAAUCAAUCAAAUACAAAAAUUCAAGUUUCGGACCCGAGACUCUGUAUUUAGUCAAUUGUUCACUGAAAAGCACACUCGCGCCGCCAAAAUGUCCGACUUUGAGAAUCUGUCUGGUAACGACAAGGAGCUGCAGGACUUUUUGAUGAUCGAAAAACAAAAGGCGCAGGUCAAUGCACAGAUACACGAGUUCAAUGAGAUCUGCUGGGAGAAAUGCAUCGGCAAGCCGAGCACCAAGCUGGACCAUGCUACCGAGACUUGCCUCAGCAACUGCGUGGAUCGCUUCAUUGACACCUCACUGCUCAUCACGCAGCGGUUCGCCCAAAUGCUACAGAAGCGUGGCGGCUCCGGGGACUUGUAAUCGGAUGUGAAGUCGCUAUCCAGAAAUCACCCGGAGCGGGGAGAGUCGCCGGAGCAUGUCGGAGUCGCUCCGUUCCACUGUCCUACUGUUAAAGCUAAUUUUAAACACAAAUUAUCAUGUAAGCAUUUUUUUUCCGCUGCGGGUGCCUCCCAGCUCGCAGCCUCCAAAAACCCAAAUGCCAGCAAUUCGCAAGUGUGUCUCCUGUUCGCCGGCAAGCUGUGCCGGCAUCAACUGUGCCGCAGAACUCCGGAUGUCUGCCUUCUCCGCCGCCGGAGGGGCCUGCGUGUACUGUGCGUGUGUACGGCUCUAUGAACAACUAAUACCAAAAACCAUUGACCGCCAGCCAGACCAACAAAUGUAAAGCCUGUACAAUAUUACAUAUGUUUAGACGGCCUGACGCUUGCGAAACCAAAUAAAGACUUCUUGCGUUUUGUAUGUUAAAUAA